Hyaena hyaena (striped hyena) is the source of this 714-nucleotide messenger RNA. It is a transcript of the gene MUSTN1, whose product is annotated as musculoskeletal, embryonic nuclear protein 1. Gene Ontology annotation, biological process: tissue regeneration; chondrocyte proliferation; chondrocyte differentiation. The record is from RefSeq and is a predicted model, not a curated record. Lineage: Eukaryota; Metazoa; Chordata; Mammalia; Carnivora; Hyaenidae. Gene Ontology annotation, cellular component: nucleus. Bases 270 to 518 code for a protein of 82 amino acids. The transcript has 3 exons.
ACGGGGUCUCCCCAGCAGUCCUCUUCCACCAGGGCUGCGGCCCCCAGGCAGCAGUGCUCCGCAAGCCCCUAUCAUCUCUAAGAAUAAACUCUGAAGCUACAGGCUGUGUGGACCUGAAUCAUCGGGAAGCCCGUCGAGGAGGGGAGUGGCUUUCCAGGGCAGGCAAGUGGACUAUAUAAGCCCCGGAGGGCCGGCGCUGCCCCAUCUCUCCCACCAGCUUCUGCCUGCCAGGGGGACGCCUUUGGAGCAGCUCUUGCAGGACACCCACCAUGUCCCAGGCUGGUGCUCAGGAUGCCCCCGUCAAGAAGAAGCGCCCCCCCAUGAAGGAGGAAGAUCUGAAGGGGGCCCGUGGGAACCUAGCCAAGAACCAGGAGAUCAAGUCCAAGACCUACCAGGUCAUGCGGGAGUGUGAACUAGCUGGUUCCACCGCCCCAUCGGUGUUCAGCGGUACCCGGACCGGCUCCGAGACCGUCUUUGAGAAGCCCAAGGCUGGACCCGCCAAGAGUGUCUUUGGCUAAGAAGGGCACACCAUUCCUCUUGCCACUGCCAACUCCUACAUGCAAGAGCCUUUUCCCAGAAACUUUUUUAUGCCAGAAUGCACCUUCUCACCUGCUGCCUCUGGGACUGCUGCCUGCCCCUCAGAGCCCUGGCCCCUCAGCCCAGGGACUCUGCACCAGCACCUGGGGAACACCAAUAAAGAGGAUGUCCGGUUGA